UUUUAACAAUUGAACAUUGAGCGGUGGAGUUAAGAGCACGUAAAAAGGCCUCGACAGCACUGGCUGUUACAGCGCGAAAAGGAGGGCGGGGAGAGGCAAGGCAAGCGUGAGGAGCCACGGGAAAGCGUUUGCUGUCGAGAAACUCAAUCCGAGCUAAACUUUUCCCUCGUCCCCGCCCCGCAGGACUUGGCAGCCAUCCGCUCCAGGACUGCCAUGGCCGACGGCUUCGGAUUGGCGCUGGCCCUGCUAGCCUCGGCCCUACUGGGCUUCCAAGAGGGGAUGACCGAGCAGGAGCUGCGCUUCAAACCCGCACCCCGCCACAGACCCGUGCGGCUUUUCACCGAAUCCGAGCUGGCGAGAUACAACGGGCAGGAGGAGGAUCAACCUAUUUAUAUAGCUGUGAAAGGUGUGGUGUUUGAUGUCACGGCUGGAAAAGAGUUUUAUGGGAAAGGAGCACCAUACAAUGCGCUUGUUGGCAAAGACUCCACACGAGGAAUUGCAAAGAUGUCACUUGAUCCAGUGGAUCUCACACAUGAUACAAUGGGACUAACAGAAGAGGAGCUGCAGUCUCUGGAUGACACAUUCAAUAAUGUCUACAAAGCCAAAUAUCCUAUUGUUGGCUAUACUGCCCAAAGAAUUCUCAAUGAAGAUGGCAGCCCUAAUCCAAACUUCAAACCUGAAGAUCAGCCACACUUCGUCAUUAAGGAUGAGUUUUGACCAAUGACUUUGCAAUCUGAGAUGCUGUCCUGCAUUAUGAUAGAAAAUAGACAAAAACUGGCUGUAUGGCUGACAACAGGGAGAACCCUUGAAAAAUGAAUAGUGUAGUGUGCCUAUAACUGUAUGUAUUUUUAACGUCUUUGAGGGUAAAACUAAAUACCAAAUGCUUACUUCACUUUUAUUAUGCUCCUGCAGUUGGUGAACCAGUAAUGUUGUGCUGCUUGUGAACUUUAUCCAAGUGCAGUCCUCCCUGUUCCCCUCAAAAAUAUUGCAUGCCAGUGCCUUUCUAUCUGCCUCUUGAUUGGCUAACUAAAUGCCAGUCUUUAUGAGAAGGACAGCAUCCAGUAGCUACUGGGGUAUUUGCAAUCUCUAGAUAUUUUCCCCUUUCCAUCCUAGCAUAGGACUAAUGUGAAUCCCAUAGGUAGAACAUGAUUUAUAUUCAUAAGAAAGGUACUGCAUGUGUGCACACAGCAUACACAUUGGGCAGUGUCAAUUUUCCAGUUUGGGCUAUAACCUGAGAUCUGUGACAAAACGUUGCAGUAUGGAGUGUUCCAGUUUUAUGGGGCCAGCCAGCCAGCCAUGUCAUCUUGAAAGAUACUCCAUUCCAUUUGCCCACUUUUCUGUUUUUCUCCACCAACAGUCAGUCAGCAUUCUGCACCCACUGAGCAUGCUCAGUCCUCAGAGGGCUGUGUUUGUGGUUCUUUUCCAUUUCUGCAAACCUUGGAGUAACUCGAGCCUGUUCAUACCCUUCUUCUCUUAUUUUAGACUUAUUGUAUUUAUUUACUACCUUCCUAAACUGCCCAAUAGCUGAAGCUCUCUGGGCGGUUUGAAUCCUCCUGGGCGUGGACUGGCAUGGCCUACAUAAGGAUCCAUACAGAGAAUGAGUUCACUAUUAGAGGAAUAUUUAAAACUGGAACUCCUUGGAGAGAUGCUUUCAGAGGCCUCUACAGCUGAAGAAAAACAGCAAGAGAUGACAGUCACUAUCAUGUUUGUGAGCUUCCUGCGAGCAUAUGUCUGGCAACUGCUAGAGACACUGCACUGGACUGAAUGUUCUUAAGUAGAUCCAGAAAUGUCUUUUUUUGUCACUUCUGCAGAGAUAAAGAAUGAUGUGCAAUGGAAGAACCCUACAUAGAAUCUCCAGAUUUCAUGGUUUACAUCAUCAUCAUCAUCAUCAUAUUUUCAUCAUUACAGCAAAUUCAUUAUCCCCACCCUGAUGGAGUGCAGAUAUGUGAAUGGAUCAGUAACAGGCUGAAGACUUGAGCAGCAAGGUGGAAUCUGAGGCCCUUCAGGUGUUGUUGGACUCCAACUGCCAUCAGCCUCGCCCUUGGCUAGCACGAUCAGAGAUUAUGACAUAAAGUUACAUAGCAACCUAGGAAACUACCUUAUACUGAGUCAGACCCACUGGUACAUCUAGUGCAGCACUGUCUACACUGAGUGGCAGUGACUUUCUGGGUUUUGAGGCAGGGAGCCUCUCCCAGUCCUAUCUGGAGAUGCAGGAGAUUGAACCUGGGACCUGCAUGCAAGGUAGAUGCUCUACCACUGAGCUACGGCCCUUCUCCAAACGCCUGGAGAGCCGCAGAUUCUCCAUUCCUCACUUCGAGCGUGUGGACUGUGCAGGUCAGAUGAGCACUGAAUACAUACCAUACAGAUACACGAACCUCGGUUCCAGAAUUGUACUAAGGUCUACAUACUUUUAAAGUCAUGAUUAUUUCAUCGUGACUUCAAUAUUUCCAGCCCCUUUAGCCGGAGAUUAAUUUGUAGUUUAAAAUAUCUGUGUGUUGUCAUCUUAAAUAUAAAUUUGUUCCCUGUCUUUUACUACUGUCUCUCUAUGGCUUGAUCAUAUUUUAUUUACUUCAGUACUCUGGAGAGAAGGUUGUGUUGUGGGUUUUUUGGUUUGUUUUUUGCCUCCUAGUUAACCUAAUUUACAUCAUCUCUUGUUUCUACCAGGGAAAGGCCAGCCCAUAUCCAUCUGUCAGAGUCCUAUUAGCAAAUCUCUCUGGCCUUAAUUUGCAUCGCUGCUGGAGAACAUUAGUACUUAUGCUAGACAAAUUGAUGUUAACCGCAGAGUUGUGGUAGCCUAAAGAGAUUGUGUUGUGUUAUGUUGCUUUAUCUGACAGGCUCAAUUAGCGGUAUGGCACUGAGCAGCCACUCAAAAUUCUCCAAAGAGAGCGUGUUCUCUUGAGUUUACCUCCCUGCUGCUUGAUUUCAAAGAGUAUUUGAUAAUACAUCCCUCUCAGGGGAACACGAACACACGCACACACAGAGAGAUUAAAAAAUGUGCUCCUAAGGAACAUUAAAUAAAACCUGUGAAACUCCCUCCCAACAGAGAUUAGACAGGCACCCUCCUUGCUGAACUUCAGCCACACAAUGAAAACGUUCUUAUUCCAACAAACAUUUUAAGGUAGUAUUUGGUUUUAUGAUGAAUUGUUCUUGUUGUCUUUUCUGUAUGGUUCAUUUUUAUGUAUGCUGCUUAGAAAUGCUAAUGAUUACAUGGUACUGUAUAUAAAUGUCUUAAAUAAAUAAAUGAGAGGAAAGUUACAUGAGAGCUAGUAUACAAUCAAAACUGGAUUUUGAUCCAAGAAAACCCCUGCUUUGGAUAUCGUGUUAGCUAUAGGAAGCUGCCGUGUGCCAGGUCAGGCUGCUUGUCCUAGUUCUGUCUACUUUUAACUAGAAGCAACUGUUUCAAGUGUCAUGGGAGGAAAAACCUUUGUCUAAUGUCAGAACCCAGGGCCCUCCAGUGAAGUUGAAUGGUGUGAUAUAGGAGAGACCAAAAAGGAGUAGUUCGUCACAAACCCCAAACUGUAGCGAUGGCUGCCGACUUGGAACAGCUUUAAAAUGGGAUUGGACAUAUCUUUGGAGGAUAAGGCUUUCAAGGGCUACCAGUCACAAUGGCUAUGUACUGCCUCCAGUUUCAAAGGUAAUAUGCCUCUGACUACCAGUCGCUGGGGAUCACAAUCAGGAGAACACUCUUCAGCAGCAGACAGCGUGGUGGGGCUGCACUGCUCACCUGACCUCUGUCUAGCUGAGUCACUGCAACAUAUGGCGAUGGAGAGGGGAGGGUCAUGACAAGGUCAGUGUGGUGCAGACACACCAGUAGGAGUGGCAAAUUAACUCCGAUGGUGCAUUUGAACUGGGCUGGCCUUGCUGCCUCCAGACCCCUCUCAUUCACCAUCCUGGUAUGCUGCAGCAACUCUGUUGGACAGAGGUCAGUUGAUGUCAGGCCCAGGAUGUGACUCAGGAACCAGACCAACGGCUGUAGUUAAUUCGUGUUUUAUUAGGGUAAUGUCCAAACAAAGACUGCGUUUUCUCAUGAAGCAAUACAGGGAUACAGGUCCUGCGGCAUUGGGAGAAAGUUGACAGAGCAAGGGACUUCUUCCCGCCUGUUCUUUAAGAAGGGGCCAAACGGGCGCGCAAUCUUUCGCUCCUCCUUAACUGCCCCUCAGGUACUGCCCGCCUUCCCCCCCUUCUCUCCUGUCUUUUCAGCUGUCUGCGUGUGCGCGGUGAGGGGGGAAGCAUCACCCCCUCCUCUUCUGAAGUUUCCGAUUCCAGGAUGGGGGAUAGGGGAGGGGCUGAUGGUAAACUGCCUCCCCGCUUUUCGGCUGUGAGCAGCCCUCCCUCUUUCCCCUCUUGCUCUGAGCCUGAAAGAGGGGGAGGCGUGAGAAUGUCCAGGGAGGGCUCAGGCUCCCUGUCGCUAAGCGACCUUAUCACUGGCAGUUCCUCUGUUUCGUCUUCGCUCCAAAGGGGGGAAGUUCCUCCCCCUUCCCUCUGCCAUCCAUCUGAAUACUCUUCUCCCAACUCUUCGGGAUCCAGCUCCCCGGGAUUGGGACCCCAGCUCUGCCUUCCGACAGUUGAGCAGUGCAGCCCCACCACACUGUCGGCUGCUGGUACUAUUGAACUUGUGUCCAGUUUGCAGGCUUUUUAUGGGCAUUUGGCUAGCCACUCUGAGAAUAGAAUGCUAGCUAGCUAGGCCUUUGGUCUGAUUGAGUGGCUCCCUUUGAAUGUCUUUAUGUUUCCCAUUGCCUGUUUACCUGAUCUUUUUAACAGGAGAUACUAGGGACUGAACCUGGGGCUUCUGCAUGCAAAUCAUGGGUUCUGCAACUAAGCUGUGGUACCUUGCUCAGGUGCCUGGGGGAGAGAUCAGGAACUGUGUGCAACUGAACGACGUGAUGAGCCACAGGACUGCAAUGAACUCACUAGGCAAGCUGCUAUUCUCUUAGGCUGGAACUAGACAUGGUGACAGACAUGGGCUCUGCUGCUGCUGAAAACAAGAAUCCCUCUGUUCUUUCUGUUGUUAUUAUUAAUAAUAAUAAUAAUAAUAAUUUAAACUUCUAUCCCACCCUUUCUGAAGGAGCCCAGAGCAGCGAACAAAACACUGAAAACAUUUCAAAAACAAAACAUCUUUAAAACAUUUUAAAAAUAAAACAUCUUAAAAUUUUCUUUUAAUUAAGAAAACUUUAAAAAACCAGUUCUAGCACAGAUGCAAACUGGGAUAAGGUCUCUACUUAAAAGGCUUGUUGAAAGAGGAAGGUCUUCAGUAGGCGCUGAAAAGAUAACAGAGAUGGCACCUGUCUAAUAUUUAAUGGGAGGGAAUUCCAAGGCGUAGUGCCACUACACUAAAGGUCUGCUUCCUAUGUUGUGUGGAAUGGACCUUCUAAUAAGAUGGGAAUGGAAUUUAUUUGGCUGUUUCCUGUAACUGACCAAUGUAACAAAAAAUGUUGUAUAUCCUUUAUAGCUGACAUUUUCAGCUGAGCAUGUGGCCUUCAGUGCUGCCUAGCUGUUCCUGUGAGGAUUAUGAUUUUUUUUAACCCCUGGAUACAACUGACCCAGUGUUUUCAUCUGUCCGCUUCUAAUCUUGCUCAUGUUAGCAUAACGUGGACGCCCACGUGGUUUGAAAGAGGCUGUUAGGAACAAGAAUAGCUGCAAACAUACCGUUCUGUCCUGUUUGUUUAAUUCCAUGCAUGAAUUGCUUUAAAUGAAAUAACUCAAAGUGAUUGCACAAUAAAAACAUCAGCAAUGGGAACAGUUACACAGUUUCAUAUCUAAAAGCAGUUGUAACCAUUGUAAUGCAAUGCAGUCUAGAAUAAACUGAAACCUAGCCUCCGCUGUGUGUUUGAUCAAUGUUGGCUUUAUUAACGUUGGAAUAUUUUGAA
This is a messenger RNA of Rhineura floridana, 5867 nucleotides long. It is a transcript of the gene NENF, whose product is annotated as neudesin neurotrophic factor. Gene Ontology annotation, cellular component: membrane; endomembrane system. The record is from RefSeq and is a predicted model, not a curated record. Lineage: Eukaryota; Metazoa; Chordata; Lepidosauria; Squamata; Rhineuridae. The coding region runs from base 214 to 717 and encodes 167 amino acids. The transcript is spliced from 4 exons.